AUGCUUGUGACUAACUUGCAAAGCUCGCGCACCGUCAUGAUGAACAAGGACCGGCCAUCGCUCAUGCAGCGCAAAUUUAUGCAAUUUUUCGCCGAGCAAGAUGCUUCGGAGGGCCAUACAUCAAGCCAGUGUCUAGCCGACCCCUCGCACUCUUACUGGACACCUGAGCCGUUUCAAAAACAAUACUGUUUCUUCUACGGAACCCUGAUGGACCCACCGGCACUUGCACGAAUGCUACAACUUUCAGAACCCCCUACUAUGCGACCAGCUAAAGUGAUAGGAUACCAUAUCAAGCUUUGGGGACCAUAUCCUGCCUUACUUGUUGGACCGCCUCUUCACCCAGUUGAUGGCCUAGCAUACGAGGUUCAGUCACAGGAGCAACUCGAUCGGUUAAGUGCCUAUGAGACCAGCAAGUAUCGCAUUAAGGCUUGCAUAAUCAAGCUUCCUAGCGAAAACGGUGACGAAGAAGAGCGUGUUAGGGGUAUUGUCUUUAUAUGGAAUGGGGAAUCCGAAGAACUACGGGAAGGGAAUUUCACUCUUGAGUAA
Messenger RNA from Penicillium mononematosum, 546 nucleotides. Its product is annotated as gamma-glutamylcyclotransferase family protein. The record is from RefSeq and is a predicted model, not a curated record. Lineage: Eukaryota; Fungi; Ascomycota; Eurotiomycetes; Eurotiales; Aspergillaceae. The transcript has a single exon. The coding region runs from base 1 to 546 and encodes 181 amino acids.